ACAGGUUCUACUAAAAUUGGCAUAUAUAUUUCUGGCGUCGGAAUUCGCGAUAUAAUGUUGUAUUAGUAGCAUGGUAGGUAGCUUUUGAGCAACGUGGCUAUGUGGAGAGUGGGUGAUACUUAUUGAAUCGCCUGAAACUAAGGUGAAGUGAUAUAUAUAGCGUAACCCACGACGAUAUAAUAAAAAUAAAAUAAGCUGUUGGUGAACAAAGAUUGAAGAAAACAUCCGAAACAUGAAUACCACCGGUACAUACGAAAGUGUGAACACUUUCGAAAGCAGUCUAGAAUCCAAUACAAAAGAUUCAGAUACGUUCAUUUGGUAUUCAACGCAGAUAUUUACUCCCACACAACGUAUUAUAUUCUUUUCUGUAUUUCUCAUUUUGGGGCUGUUCGGAGUAUUUGCAAACGGGUUGACAAUUUUUGUGAUCAUGAAGAAUAAAGAGCUUAAAAAAUCUCCGUUCAACAUUCUUCUUGUGAGUCUUUGCAUCUCAGAUUUCCUUUCUGCUUCUAAUAGUUCUAUUCAGUCCUAUAGUUUGUUAUGGUCUUUGAGGGCAUACACUGGACCAGAAUUCUUUUGCAAGUUGUCUCAUAGUGUUCGUGUUUGGACAGAAUACGUUACAGUACAACAUAUUCUAAUAUUCAGCAUUGUUCGUCUGUAUGCGAUGAAGUGUCCAAUGCGUGUCAAACGUGUGUUUACACCAAGCAUGGCAACGAUUACGGCUGCUGUUAUUUGGUUAGAAGUGUUCUUAACAGCAGCAAUAUUUCGCUAUAUAUUCCCGACUGUUCAUCCAGUACAACCAGAUGCAGAAUACUCGGGCUGCAUUGCAGUGCCACCGGAAUGGAAAGAAGCUUUGAAACUGCACAAAUUUACGGUACCGUUCAUGUUUUUCCUACCGAUGUCCGGAAUAAUAGGUUGUGCAGUGUAUCUUGCUGUAACAAUUUACCGAAUGCGCCAUUGUGAUAUUCCAAGAACACCAAGUCCCGACAGAAUACGGAAUGAAAACAAAGCUAUCCUUCAGGUGUCGCUCAUUGUUCUCUCAUUUAUACUGGGAUACCUAGGAAACGCUGUGAACAGAGUACUUGUAUCGUUGCCCAUAUAUUACACGAUUCCUCUGGUCUCAAGGAGUUGGUUUACAUUUACUUGUUACCUGCUACUGAGAUUGAGUGAAUGUCUGAAUCCGGUUUUCUACAGCCUUGGUUCUGAUACAUUGAUGAAGGCCACAAAACAGCUCUUCUCUAAAGAGAAACUUGCCCCAGUCGGGGGUAGAAACAAGAAACUACAAUCUUCAUACAACAUAUCAGGGGCAGUCUCCAGGGCCAGGAAAUCCGCAACGUAAAAGGAAACGAAUAUUUGAAAAAAAGACUAAUUGUGAUUGGUUGAAUUAUGAAGUGUACAAGCUGUAAUUAAGAUUAUGAUUUAUUUUGUGUAAAUGCCUGAAUUGCAUUGCUUUUUUUCGGUUUGUAAUUUCUCAUUAGUAAUACAAAAGAAGGUCUAUAUAUGGUUUUUUGAACCAGUUUUGAAUACUAGUCUUGUAAAUGUUGAUUAAUUAAAAUACGUGGUGUAAUAUAUAAAAAGUGUGA
Messenger RNA from Styela clava, 1580 nucleotides. Its product is annotated as galanin receptor 2b-like. Gene Ontology annotation, molecular function: G protein-coupled receptor activity. Gene Ontology annotation, biological process: G protein-coupled receptor signaling pathway. Gene Ontology annotation, cellular component: plasma membrane. The record is from RefSeq and is a predicted model, not a curated record. Lineage: Eukaryota; Metazoa; Chordata; Ascidiacea; Stolidobranchia; Styelidae.